Messenger RNA from Colletes gigas, 2417 nucleotides. RefSeq names its product chitin deacetylase 1 (gene serp). Gene Ontology annotation, molecular function: protein binding; hydrolase activity, acting on carbon-nitrogen (but not peptide) bonds; chitin binding. Bases 238 to 1842 code for a protein of 534 amino acids. The record is from RefSeq and is a predicted model, not a curated record. The transcript is spliced from 5 exons. NCBI's taxonomy places the organism in Eukaryota, Metazoa, Arthropoda, Insecta, Hymenoptera, Colletidae. Gene Ontology annotation, cellular component: extracellular region. Gene Ontology annotation, biological process: carbohydrate metabolic process.
GGCGCCCGCGAGCGCCCGAUCGUCGACUGUCUACCGGAAGUGGUGUCACGAGGAUUCGUGAUCUCGUUGGUUAGACCCAUCCCCACCCCCCUCCGCUACGAAUCCCAAUUUCGCUACCUUCGACACGAGGAGUGAACCGAGGAGAACCCGUGGAUACGACGGUGAUCACGUGAAACGAGCAACGGAACGUCCAUCAGGGAACAGGAAGGCCCACGUAGCCCCAUCCGUCAGAGGAGGAUGAGGUCCUCGCUGGUGCUGCCGUUGCUGGCAGCGAUCGCUUUCGCCGAGGGUCUCGAGCGCGUGAAGCGACAGGAUGACACGAACAAGAAGGAGGAGAGCUUCGAGAGCGAGAUCUGCAAAGACAAGGAUGCCGGGGAGUGGUUCAGACUGGUGGCUGGAGAGGGUGACAAUUGUCGCGACGUGAUCCAGUGCACCAGUUCCGGCCUCCAGGCCAUCAGGUGUCCCGCUGGAUUGUACUUCGACAUCGACAAACAGACGUGCGACUGGAAGGACUCCGUGAACAACUGCAAGCUGAAGAACAAGGAGAGGAAAGCCAAGCCUCUGUUGUACACCGAGGAACCGCUCUGCCAGGACGGUUUCCUCGCUUGUGGCGACGGGUCCUGUAUCGAGAGGGGACUGUUCUGCAACGGUGAAAAGGACUGUGCGGACGGAUCCGACGAGAACAUUUGCGAUAUGGACAACGAUCCUAACAGAGCGCCACCCUGCGAUCCCGUCGUCUGCGUUCUUCCCGAUUGCUUCUGUUCCGAGGACGGUACCAUGAUCCCUGGCGAUCUGCCCUCCAAAGACGUGCCGCAGAUGAUCACGAUCACCUUCGACGACGCCAUCAACAACAAUAACAUUGGCUUGUACAAAGAGAUCUUCAACGGGAAGCGCAAGAAUCCGAACGGUUGCGACAUAAAGUCCACCUUCUUCGUUUCUCACAAGUACACCAACUACUCAGCCGUCCAGGAAAUGCACAGGAAGGGUCACGAGAUCGCUGUCCACUCCAUCUCGCACAACGACGACGAACGUUUCUGGUCCGACGCCACCGUCGACGAUUGGGCCAAGGAGAUGGCUGGUAUGAGGAUCAUCGCCGAGAAGUACGCCAACCUGACCGACAACAGCGUGGUAGGCGUGAGGGCUCCGUACCUCCGUGUCGGUGGAAACAAUCAGUUCACCAUGAUGGAGGAACAAGCAUUCCUCUACGACUCCACCAUCACCGCCGCCUUGAACAAUCCACCCCUCUGGCCUUACACCAUGUACUUCAGAAUGCCACACCGUUGCCACGGAAACCUUCAACACUGCCCCACAAGGUCCCACGCUGUCUGGGAGAUGGUGAUGAACGAGCUGGACCGUCGCGAGGACCCCCAGAACGACGAGUACCUGCCCGGUUGCGCGAUGGUGGACUCGUGCAGCAACAUCCUGACCGGCGACCAGUUCUACAACUUCCUGAACCACAACUUCGACCGCCAUUACGAGCAGAACCGCGCCCCGCUGGGUCUCUACUUCCACGCCGCCUGGCUGAAGAACAACCCGGAGUUCCUCGACGCUUUCCUCUACUGGAUCGACGAGAUCCUGUCGAACCACAACGACGUCUACUUCGUGACGAUGACCCAGGUGAUCCAGUGGAUCCAGAACCCGCGCACGGUCACCGAGUCGAAGAACUUCGAGCCGUGGAGGGAGAAGUGCGUGGUGGACGGGAACCAGGCCUGUUGGGUGCCGCACACCUGCAAGUUGACAUCGAAGGAGGUGCCGGGGGAGACCAUAAACCUGCAGACCUGCGUCCGUUGCCCCAACAAUUACCCAUGGGUGAACGAUCCGACCGGCGACGGCUUCUUCUAAGCCAUCCGCCCUCGCGUUCCUCCAUCUCGUCUAAGUCAAACCCUCUGACACUUCUCUUGCCUGUCGUUUUGGGCGUUCACCUUUCAUCAUCCCCGAAUUAUUCCUCCCCCUAUUCUCUCGCCUCCCCCCUGCCAUUGGCCAAUCGCUCUUCACGAGUUUCACGGUGGACGUCGGCCAUGUUUUCGCGAUGGAUCGAGGACGACAUCGAUGGAGCAUCAUUCCAACCCCUACGAUUUGCUACCGAACGAAAACCGUCCGUCACGUCACCAACGAUCUGUGAUAAGUAUCGAACGCCCCCCGAGAUACAGCGACCAGGACGACGAACUUGACGAUGACGAGACCUCAUUUCCAGUCAGCGAUGGUCAAACAGUUUCUCCCUUUGCAACCCCCCACCCUCAACAACCCUUCAUCGAAACCCGACGGAGAGAAAUGGCGGGUCCGCGAAAACGGGUCCGCGAGGAUUGCCUCGAUUGUGUAAUAUAAACGCGUGUCCCAGUAUCCGUCCCCGAAAUAUUCCUGCUUCCUCGAAAGGACGCGACGUAUUUGGCUGGAACGCCAAGCUUGGUGUCCUGUUC